Messenger RNA from Acanthoscelides obtectus, 261 nucleotides. NCBI's taxonomy places the organism in Eukaryota, Metazoa, Arthropoda, Insecta, Coleoptera, Chrysomelidae. The record is from the annotation of a GenBank genome assembly.
AUGUUCGACUUGAUAGCUUCAAUUUGCAGGAAAUCUUUGAGUGAAGCACUUAAGCGUAGAGCUAAAUUGACUGGAAGAUUAAGAAAUUGCCCUCCUUCAUCCAAAACCAAGUCAUCAACUGUGUGUUUUACUUUUACAGGUGGUGGUGGAAGAAACCUAUUGUCUAGUAAUCUAAAUAGGUCACUUCUUGGACGACACUAUUCUGUAUUUCUACAUUUUACAAUUUGAAGCAAGUACUGGCUCUCAUGCACAAGUUCUGAA